Molecule: messenger RNA, 4604 nt
Organism: Acipenser ruthenus (sterlet)
Lineage: Eukaryota; Metazoa; Chordata; Actinopteri; Acipenseriformes; Acipenseridae
Product: protein RFT1 homolog
Exons: 13
Coding region: 229-1848 (539 amino acids)
Biological process (GO): dolichol-linked oligosaccharide biosynthetic process; glycolipid translocation
Cellular component (GO): endoplasmic reticulum membrane
Source: RefSeq, a predicted model, not a curated record
GUCAUGCAAACAUGCGGAUUGUGUACGGAAGCAAAGUGCCCUCGGAAAUGUAGCAACGCUGCAGAGCUAGAUUAUACGGAAGAGCCGAGUUGUCAUUCACACACACAGCUUUCAAUGAACCGGUCCAGGCACGGGUCGAAAUGCACAGCGGUGGACCGAACCCAAUCUUGCUUCGGGAAAAGGCUUAGUUAGAUCCGGUUCGACCAGGCAGGUUCAAACACAAUUAAAAUGAGUUCGCAGGAGGUGUUGAGCAGCGCUACAAAACUAGCCUCGUAUAACGUGCUGCUGCAGGUUAUGUUUCGAGGGCUUACCUUUGUGCUCAAUGCUUUCACGCUUCGCUUCGUGUCCAAAGAAAUCAUCGGGGUGGUGAAUGUGAGGCUCACACUGCUCUACUCCACCGUGGUGUUUCUGGCAAGAGAAGCCUUUCGUAGGGCCUGUCUGAGCGGAAGCACAGAGCAAAACUGGACGCAGGUCAUCAACCUUCUGUGGCUAACAGUGCCUGUGGGGGCGCUGUGGUCGGUUAUGCUGGGCUGGGUUUGGCUGUGUCUGCUGGAGGUUCCUGACCCGGCCGGUACCCCUCACUACGAGGUUGGGGUGCUGCUGUUCGGACUCUCCGCAGUGGUGGAGCUCCUGGCAGAGCCCCUGUGGGUGCUGGCCCAGGCGCACAUGUUCGUGAGACUGAAGGUGAUUGCUGAAAGUCUGUCCAUCAUUGUGAAGUGCCUCCUGACUGUGCUGCUUGUGCUUCUGGUUCCUCACUGGGGCCUCUACAUCUUCUCGCUGGCUCAGCUCGCUUACACCAGUUUCCUGGUGCUGUGCUAUGUUUUGUAUUUCGUCAAGUUCCUCGGAUCCCAGGAAGCGGAGAAGUCGUCUUUCCCUCUCUCCAGGGUCCGUGAUUUAUUACCGAAAUGCACAAGAGACAAGCCAGUGGUUAACUGGAGACUGGCCAAACUGACUUGGAGCUUCUUCAAACAGUCAUUCCUCAAGCAGAUCCUAACAGAAGGUGAACGCUAUGUCAUGACCUUCCUAAAUGUGUUGAAUUUUGGAGACCAAGGAGUGUAUGAUAUAGUGAAUAACCUGGGCUCUCUGGUGGCCAGGUUCAUCUUCCAGCCCAUUGAAGAGAGCUUCUACAUCUUCUUUGCCAAAGUGCUGGAGAGGGGGAAGCAAGCCAAGCAGCAGAACACGGAUGACGUUACCAUGGCAGCAGCGGUUCUGGAAUGCCUCUUGAAGCUGGUGCUUCUGAUUGGCCUGACCAUCACGGUGUUUGGCUACGCCUACUCUCACCUGGCCCUGGAUAUUUAUGGAGGGUCCUUGCUGAGCAGCGGAUCAGGUCCCAGUCUUCUCCGGUACUACUCCCUGUACGUGCUGCUGCUGGCUGUCAACGGUGUGACCGAAUGCUUCACCUUCGCUGCUAUGAGCAAAGAACAAGUUGACAGGUAUAAUUUCGUGAUGCUGGCACUGUCCGCCUCCUUCCUCAGCCUCUCGUACUUCCUGACCCAGUGGCAGGGCAGCGUGGGGUUCAUCCUGGCAAACUGUCUCAACAUGACGCUGCGCAUCGCUCACAGCGUGCGCUACAUCCAGGGCUACUUCUCCCACAGCUCCUCCAGGCCUCUGGCUGGCCUGCUCCCCUCCCCAGCCCUGCUGCUGGUCUUCCUUGGCAGCGCAGGGCUCACCGCCCUCUCGGAGGUGUUGUUGUGUUGUGAUAGCGGCUGGAUCUCACGGCUGGUGCAUAUAGCCGUGGGGGCUGUGUGUCUGCUGGCUGUUCUGAUCACAGCGUUCUUCACCGAGACCAAAUUAGUUCAUUUUAUAAGAACUCAAUACUUAUCCCGUUACACGAAAAAGGGAAUGUAACCAAGGGAUGGCUAGCUAUCUGUCUGUGUCUGUCUGUCUGUCUCUAUCUGUCUGUCCGCAUAUCGAUCUGUCUGUCUGUCUGUGUAGUACCAGUGGUUUACUGUGGUAAACCUGCAAGUGUGAUUGUUAAAAUGCAUUAAAAAAAAUAAUGAUUGCAUUUCUGAUACACCAUAGAUUGUAGAGCAUGGAUAGCUGUGUAAUUACAUUGUGAUAACUGAGUAAUUACACGGUGCCAACUGUAUAAUUAUGUGUAAAUAGCCUUUGUGAACAACUACAUGUUACCUGAUGUGAUUCCAUGGUACAGGCCAUUGUGAUGUCAUCACACACUUAUUCACUAGCAGGUACAGUGCAAGUGCAGAAGUGAUUGGUAGUUGCUUGGUUAUUACUGUGCAUGGUUAUGUGUGCCCUGUAAUCUCAUGAGCUGCUCGUUUUGUAUGUUAUAAAAUGUUACAGUACUGGGAACAAAGGAACAUGAGUGUAACCUCAUUAUGUAAAGUAAAUAUUGAAGAGAUCAACACAACAUUCUCUUACCUGUUGUGUGUGCUGCACUUUCCUUACUGCGUCAAAAUGUACCAGUGACACCUUCAUUUUAAAAGGGGUAGCAGGGCGUGCGGUUUUAAUUUUUAUUACCUAGAUUUACCUUUCCGUGAAUGAAUUUGUUGCAGUAAAUCACCACGCCGUCGGUCAGAGCUGUGUGUUUAAUAACUCCGCUGUGGGUUUUGUUGUCAGUUAAGUUUUAUCAUUGUACAUUUUGAGUGCAUCCUCUCACCAGUUCAGUUUGUUCUUGCUGCUGAGAGAUCAAGUAAAGGGCUGCAGAAGACCUGGUUGGGCAGCGCUUUACAUUGAAGUGUUACAGAGCUACCCCCACAACUGUGUUCAUAAGAAACCCGUCUCUUUCCUUUCCUGUAUUUGCUGUGGUUCGUAUCACAGGCAGUUUGUUUUGCAUGUUAAUAAUCAGGUUGAUGAUUUCUUGUUCUUUGCUUUCUUGAAGCACAUCACAGUACACGGUACAGCUGUCCAUUUAAAAGCUGCGUCCCUUUUAAAAGAACAUGCAGUAAUAUAUGGUGCAGUCAUACUUUCUCCUGCAGUGUGUUUUGCACAAGGAAGGGAAGUGAAUUCACUACAGCCUGUCUUCCAGCAGGGGCUGCUGUUUCAUAACGUCUUGCCAUCUGCAGCCAAGCAAUCUGUGUGAAUGCAGGCAAAGCCACAGAGGCACCUUGAAUCAGCCUCCUGUCAAAUCCUGACACAGCUCGGAGUUCCUCAGGAUAAUGAUGGAUGAUGCCCACGUGGAGCAGAAGCUUUCUCCCUGUCAGUGAAUUCCUCUGAAGACAGGUUUCCACCUCCACGCAGCGUUCUUGAUCAGAAUAACCUUCUUAAAGCCUGCUGGAGAUGCUCUUCUGUUUUUAACCCAAGUCUGCACCCGAUUGCUGUAUGCUGUGAUUCAGGGGCAUUCUCUGUUAAACGGGGGAUAUCGUAUUUUGCAGAAAACGACCCACUUCUCUUAAUGAAUCGCGGUCUUUCCCAGGUUCCGUGACAGCCGAUCACCCUGAAUGGACAACGUGCGGAAGCGAAGAACUGGAGCCUAAAAGGAUCAAGGUCAUUUUUGAAUGAAAACUGAAAGACGGUAAUGCUGACGUUCACAUGCAGAAGGGAUGAAUGUGCUGGCAGAAUUUUUUUUUUUUUUUGACCAGGCAGCACGCAGUGUGUCGAGGCUGGUUUGAUUCAUUUCCCAUUGAACCUCAGUCAGUCCCCUUGUUCACUAACUAACUCAGUAUCCCAGAAAAACGUAAAGCACCCCCUAUUCAUAAAUGGUCAUGUAUAUUGACACUAAACUUUACGCUGACAGGAAGGCUGAUCAUUUUUAGAAACGUAGUGUUUUUUUUAUUUUGUAUUCGGCUUCUCUUUGCCCAAACGAAGGCUGCUUAACUGAAAGGCAAACAGAUCCACCCCGAGGUUACAUAUGGCCAACACAUGACAACGCGCUUUGUCAUUUUUAUUGCAGAAAAUUUGCGUUCAAGUUUUUUAAAGGAUUAGGCACACUUCCUCUGAAGUUCUGCCGAAAUGUAUUCAGAUUCUUUUAACUGGUUAUUCACUUAGCGGAUGGACAUAUUUCUCUGCGCCCACAUUAAAAAGUUCUAUGAAACCCUCCAGCAUCUGCCAGAAAUCCAGUGGAUUUAUUCAGUUUAACUGAGGCAGGCUUGGCACCACUAUAGAACGUUUUUAUCAUAAAUCUAGUAAAGUCUAAUAAACUUGCACGGGUUGUAUUGGCAGUGGAUAGAAAUCCAUUCUUGCAGCGGUAAUUGCAGAAUGUGUUCUGUAUUCAUCCCAUGGGAAUGACAUUGGGCUGAAGUGACCUCCUGUAUUGAUUGUGGAGACACCAGUGAUAACGCAGCAGCGUUCAGUGAAUCAGCUUACCACUAACCACGUCUCUCCUCAUACAUGUGUGUGGAAUUGAACAGCUGAUCUGGUUAUAACCAAAUGCAAGGAGGCUAGGAGUCUGGGUUUGGAUUUGGACAGACAGACAUUAUCAGCGCAGAAGGCUUGACACAAUGAGGACAGUGUUUUGCUCCGUGUUGCUUUCAGGGGACAUCGUACGGGAGCUCAGGACCUGGACUCUUCAAGUGUUGAUUAUUUAUCUUGUGAUCUCAGCAGAACUCAUUUUUAUUGUCAUUGUUUUUCAUGUCCUCAGUGAGCCUACAUUGUAGCAUUCGUUUCAUUUUUUAUUGGUAGAGUAAAAUAUAUUGUGUUGCUGAAAA